Trematosphaeria pertusa is the source of this 700-nucleotide messenger RNA. RefSeq lists its product as uncharacterized. The transcript has 2 exons. The record is from RefSeq and is a predicted model, not a curated record. Lineage: Eukaryota; Fungi; Ascomycota; Dothideomycetes; Pleosporales; Trematosphaeriaceae. Bases 22 to 240 code for a protein of 72 amino acids.
UCCAUCAACCAACCGCCCACCAUGCUCCUCUCCCUUUUUCUCUGCCUCCUCACCACCACCACCAGCCUCGCACUCCCACUCCAUCUCACUCCACGUGAUGGCCAAGCCUGUACAUACUACGGCCAAACAAUCUGGGAAAACAACCAGUGUUUCUACUGCUACCAGCGCAUGCUCUGCCCCCUACGCUGCGGCACCGUGCUGGUGAAAUCGUCCGUAGAUCCGAGCGUAUGUGGUCAUUAGGGGAUACGCGGAUACGUGCGGCGCGGGUGAGAGAGAGAGCAAGCAUUGGCCAGAUCGGGCGUGGGGCGAAGCCGCAAAGCCGCGAAGCCAUGCAGGCACACGGCGGCGGCGGCUACCCUUUUCGAAAAACCAACACGGCGUGGGCGUACACGCCUCUGCAAAAUUUCCUAAAUGGCGUCACUUUCAUCUAUUUCGCUUCCCGAGGCGGCGGGUAGCGAAAGUCGGCCUGACAUGUGGGUUUGAGGGAUUCUUGUACGACCCGAGUAUGCAUGCGGAUUUUAGUGAGCCGCGGGCGGGGCGGAGCUGCCGCGAUCGGGGGCUGCGUACAGUCAGUCGUAAGGAAGUGUCGAUCUGUGAGAAUGUGAGAAAUAUCCUGGUCCCUGGCGUUCCAGAUUGGGGUGAGGAUGGAGGAUGGAGAUGCAGGGCGAGAUGCAGGGACCGCGGCGCUGUUGUGAGAUGC